ACCAUAGAGAGUGCUCCCGCCUGAUCCUCGCGCGGCUCUAGGAGGACUUCCGGCCAUCGUUGGUUUCUAAGGAAACAGUUCCGGCUUCUCAAGGAGAGAUCUGAGGAUGGCGAGAGCCGGGGGGAGAGCUGGCAAGGUGUUUUGCUCUGUGCGUCCGGCAGGACCUGUAAGACUGUCAAAUACUAAGAAAAGGAACACAGGGAGGAAAACCUCUACAACAUCCGUGGACUCAGGUUACUCAUUAUAUUCCACAGACUCUGAAGAUCAGGUAUUGGUUAUAAACAAAGGACUCAAUCGGUGUGCAGCGUUACUGCAGGAUAUUCUCCAGAAUGAUGUGAAAGCAGAAAACACAGAGCACAAUGUCCCCAGAGGAAAUGGACGGCAGCUGACUACAAAGGGCAAAAAGGCAGUCUCAAGGAAAAUCGCCUCCCAUGUGCACAAUGAAAUCGGAGCAGUGACACUGAGGAACCCCAGGCACUGCGGUGUGCGUGACAAGGAGGUGAAGACUCUACGCGCAAACACACAGCCUCGAUUGGUCUCGCCCCAUUCUCCUGUUGCACAGCCUGCACUCUUUGAACAUGUUCAGACCCAGAUGUCUCUCCUGAAGCAAGGUCAGGGACCUGAAUAUGCUCCCCUCUAUAACUGUCGCUUACCUUCUUCAACACCAGCCUUGUCCCCUCAGAAUCCAGGCAAUCCUCAGAAUGCUUGUCAUGAAGGCUAUAGCCAAGUUCUGCCACAAGGAGGAGCUCACUUUCCAUCCAGCAUGGUAACCCAUUCAGCGAAUCCAGCCAUUCCUCCCAUAGUGUAUAUGCCAACACCUGGGCAGCACAGCCCAGCAGCACCCAUCCCUCAAAUGGAAACCUUGUCAAAAUUCAUCACCAAUGACAGCCAAAUCAAGGAUGUGGACUUUCUUCAAUGUGUAGCCAACCACCUCGCUCAGUACAAGGGCUCAGAGGCCAAUGUCCAGACACUCCAGAAAGCUGUGUAUUCCACGGAUCCAGGGUUUGAAAGGGACGUGCCCACCAGAGAAAUAGACGCGGCUUCCAGUGGAGACGAUGAAAUGCAUGCUCUUUCCAAGGACAUAAGCUGCCAGACAAGUUUUGACAAGAACCUGAUGCCCAAAAGGACGAGUCCAGAGAAGAAAAUCAAAACGGUGAAAUAUCUUCUCGGAGAGAUUAAGGCAUUAGUGGCAAAGCAAGGACAUGGAGAAGCAAUGCAUCUGAUGAAUGAACUGGAGCACAACGUGUCUCUCUUGCCAGGAGUGUUAGGAAGGACAAAUGUCCAAGCUGAAAUCGCUCUCGCGCUCCAACCGUUGAGAAGCGAGAAUGCCCAGCUUCGGAGACGAUUAAGAAUAUUGAAUCAGCAACUCCGAGAUCGAGAGAGAAGUGAGGAAGCGUUGAUAUCCGACACGUGCAACUCUGAAAUGGUCUCUGUUCAGUCCAAGAACGCAACUUUACAACAUCAACUAAUUGAGACUCAGAAGGGUCUUUCAUCUUCGCAGAGCAAAAACGAGGAGCUUCUGAAGUUAAUUGAUGCACAAAAGGAUGAAAACAAUACGUUGGUGCAGAUUGUACAAGAGAAGGAACAGGAGCUGCUUCGAAUCCAACAGCAAAAUGAGAUCUCUGCCUCUCGCACCCAAGUAGAAAUGGAUGAGGCUUUGGGGAAAACAAGGAGCCUUCAAUUUAAACUGGAGUCAACAGAAAAGGAAUAUAAGAUUUUGGAGAUAACUUUGCAACAGAGGGAUGAGGAAGUGAGUAGGCUGAAAGACCUUACAAGGACAUUGCAGGGCAGUAUGGCCAAACUGCUCUGUGACCUCCGCCAGGACAGCAGCAAACUGAAGUCGGGGCCAAGUCUGACAAAGUCUCUUCUGGACAGUUAUGAAAAGCAGGUUCAGGUGGAUAAUUGCCCAGCGAGUACAUCCGUAAUUAGUUACUUGAAACAAUUAGAGACUGAUCAGGUCUUUCCUAGCCGAAAUCCAUGCUUUCCUGCCAUCCCUGUACUUAAUGUUACCUCUAAAGACUUCACUGAAUGUUUGAGUUCUGACGUCAGCAAGGUCCGUGCAGCUACUGAUGUUUCUCACCAGAACACUCACCUCCGACCGUCGAGUAUGCACAGCCCUGGAAAGUACCCUUCAGAGGUCAGAGAUGGGUCCUGCACAUCCACGUGUGAUGAGUACAAGCCCGACGAGACAACAUAUUUACCACUGACCAGCAGUCCUACCAAAGCUCAGCUGACCCGGUCACAGAGACAAAUGUGUACCCCUCCGAUGGUUAACAGUGUCUCUCGGGAUUAUGCCAAGCCCUGCAGUUUCAGAACUCCUGAAGACACUCAGAUGACUCUCAAAAAUAUUUUGCAGACAUCUACAGAAACUUUAGAUCAGAGCAUGAAGUCCAGACAAGAAAUUCCCAGUACAAAAUCCAAGACCUGCACUCAGUACAGGCCAGAUCCACCAUCAGAGAAGUGGCCUCUUGUUCUGCAUCAGAUAAAGAAUCUGCAGGUCAGUGAGCUUAACCUGACUGACCGCUCGAUGUUGGAUCUGAUGUCCGGAAAGUGCGACUGGACCAUGACCUCAUUCUCAACCUUCACUUCCCACGACGAGCAGGAUUUCAGGAACGGCCUGGCAGCCCUCGAUGCCAACAUUGCUAAAUUACAACAAACAUUACAGGCCGGCAUGCUACAGAAGUGACUGGGCUUAGUGGCAACUCUCAGAUAUCUACCAUUUUAUAUUUGUGUGUUUU
This is a messenger RNA of Pelobates fuscus (common spadefoot toad), 2738 nucleotides long. It is a transcript of the gene CCDC14, whose product is annotated as coiled-coil domain containing 14. Gene Ontology annotation, cellular component: centriolar satellite. The transcript is spliced from 13 exons. Lineage: Eukaryota; Metazoa; Chordata; Amphibia; Anura; Pelobatidae. The record is from RefSeq and is a predicted model, not a curated record. Bases 107 to 2686 code for a protein of 859 amino acids. Gene Ontology annotation, biological process: protein localization to centrosome.